UUUGGAAAUAUUGAAUAUGUGUAUUUAUCGAAUUUAAAGCUACAGUCGUGAAAUUUGCUGUCUUUAUUCCAUAUAACACUUUACAUAUGUGUAGGCUAUCUCCUAAAUUCAGAUUAAUCGAAGACAAUAAAGAAGUGUAACUUGUUCGGUUUGUUCUGAAUGAUGAUAAUUAUCGGCUGUAAUACUGUCAUUAUUUUCGCUGUUGAUGAAGGAUCCCCGAGGUAGAUUGCGAAUGUCAUUUGAAAUACAAAUUGCUUUAAAUUGGACAAUUUUGAGGAUGGUGGAUAUCUAACAGGUAUUUGUCAAACGUGGUCGUCAGUCCAUAUCAUCUGGGAAUCGUGUUGGUGCAAGUGGCAUUUUUGUACAAUAUUCUGGAGUUGUUCUUAUUCGAGGUUUUUCUGAUUUCACUGUAUUUUAUUAUGACGGAAUGUACGUGAACACAUGUGGAGAUUAUGAUCAUUUCGAGAAAGACUGGGCAAAAGACAACCGCAGAGACUGAGAAAGAGAGAUAGAAAUGAAAGGAGGAUGUGGAGGUGUGAUCCGUGUUCAACUGGGAGUCGCACACAAACGGUCCGUCGGACCCGACCCUCGGAUUACCAAUCCGCGUCGCUCUUGGAGGGAGUGGACCAAUCAGAGAGCACCUUGGAUAAAUAUUCAUGAUUCCCUGAUUCAAACCUUUGAGCGAGUUUGUGUGGAUCCACAGCAUCGUACCUAGACUUUUCACAGAGACAAACUACAUUUUCUUAUGAAUGGAAAGUGAAAAAAUCAGUUGAGCUUAAAUUGGGAUCCAUCCUUCACUCAGAUCAUAGAAGAAAACAAAAAAGCAGGGAGAGAGAGAGAGAGCGAGAGACAUGACCAUGUCUACAAUACCAGAGAGUCUAAACAGCCCAGUCUCAGGAAAGAACGUGUUCAUGGAAUUUGGGCCACCAAGUCAGCAAAUGUCGCCUUCAUCUAUGACCCACGGACAUUAUUCAAUGCACUGUUUACACUCCUCCGGACACCCGCAGCACGACAGCGCAUACAGCCCGGCUCCGUCCUUCCCCAGAUCUCUGCCUUAUCCAUACGUCAACUCGGUCGGUAGCCAUUCCUCCAGUCCGUACCUCAGCACCGUGCAGACUUACCCAAACAACUCGGCUUUGGCGCAGACGAGAUUGGAGGACCCAGCGCCAGAGUCAGAGAAAAACACCGUGGUGGAAGGAGGAGAGGUUCGUUUCAACGGGAAAGGCAAAAAGAUCCGCAAGCCCCGGACCAUCUACUCCAGUCUCCAGCUGCAGGCUCUAAACAGGAGGUUCCAGCAAACUCAGUAUCUGGCUCUGCCGGAGAGAGCCGAGCUCGCCGCGUCACUGGGGCUCACGCAAACACAGGUGAAGAUCUGGUUUCAGAAUAAACGCUCCAAGUUUAAGAAACUGAUGAAGCAAGGCGGAGGAACAAUAGACACAAACGCUUUGGCUAACGGGCGCGGACUGUCCACCGGAUCUCCAUCCGUAGCGCCCGUCUGGAACUCAACAGCCAGCGUCAAAACAUCCACACCGACCUCGUAUAUUCCCAGUUACACCUCAUGGUAUCCCACAGCACACCAGGACACUAUGCAGCAGCCACAACUCAUGUGAACUAGGACUGCUGAAACAACCCCGCCCCUCUAUCCACCAAUGGCCCAGUUCAGGGGACCCGACACAGGCCAGUCACUCUGCGGCCUUACACACACACUGGCCCUCCGCAGCCCAGACCAGAUGUGAUCCGGAGACACUCUCAAAAACACACCUACUGACACACUGGUCAGCGUGGACUGAACGAGGGUCGUCUGCACCGGAGAGGAAACAAGUCUCUUUUUGAAUUGAAGGGAAUGCCGGGAAAGUGGGUCAAAUCAAAGCUGCUACUCUCCCCCUUUCCGUGACUUUUUUGUUGUGUAAAAAAUCAUGAAACUGUUCCUAGUCAGAAAUGUAUUUCAUUUUCUUCAAAUUUGUAAUUUUCCGUAUGAAAAUUGGAAUUACCGGUUUGUCCAUCCACAACAAAGUGCUGGUUUACGGGCUGUGAGAACGGCACGAACAUCACACCGAACUGCGCUUUUUCCAAAAGCUCAGGCGAAACGUCGGGCUCGUACAGUCGCUUCGCCAUGGCGCGGUGAACGUGUAAAAACUGGGAUAAAUCACACCGUGAGCAAGUACGAACGUCUCAAGAUUUUCCCCAUUUUAAAGGGAACAAAGAAAUCUUUAAACAAAGUUAUUUUGUAUGUAUGGCGUUUUGUGUUUAUUUAAAUAUAACUUAUUUAGAAUUUUGUUUUUUAUCUGUUUGUAUGUUUUAUUUAAAAUAAAUGUUCUUUAAAUUAUGAUGUGAGGCUGCACUAUAAAAUAGAAACACUUCCCUCGGAUUUGAACCCAAUUUGUAAAGCCGAGUGUUUUUUGGAUCCUACAAAGAGAAGCGGAGUGCAGAUAAACGCGUCUAUCAUCACCGUUAGAUGGGAAGUGUUGACAGCUCUAAUGUACAGAAAUAGUCGUUUUCGUUGUGUGCUGAACAAUUUGUGCAAAAGGAUCUAAACAUGAUUGUGUUGAUUAAAAUACAUGUGUCUUUCCGUUUCACAUUGAAAAAUAGUUUUAUAGCUUAUACCGGUCACAUUAAUUUAUUGUUUUUGUUUCAUGGAGUCUUGUAUAAUGUGUAAACUCGAACAGUAAAAAUCUGCUAUGAAAGAAGUUACAAAAUGUCAUCGCAACGUUUAUUGCUUUGCCAAAAAUGAAUGAAACUCAGGUAACUGAUGACACAAUUCAAUGAACUAAUGCAAAAAAGUUGUUUUGUAAAUAAAUAGGCCUAUCUCAAUAUUUAGCCAACUUGUUUUAAUAUCCAAACGUAUGUGUUGUCUACAUAUACCGCGCUUUACAAACAUAAUAAAAAAAAAAACAUUUAGAUCAUUAAAAAAAUGUAUUUUGCCAUUCGAGCCCAUACGGAUAUUAAAUUAGUGUAAACAAAAAUCUUUAUACUUUAAUACUUUAAUCUUUAUAAGGUUUUGUGUCUUUUUUUAAAUGACACCUCUAGCUUUUCAUUGCAAUCUGAACCGCCGAUUAAUCUUGCGGUGGUUUCUGUAACACAGUAAUUCCUCCGACAAUAAGGCCACUUGUUUCUUUUCACUUUCGUUUAGCCGCUAUAAGCUCUUUUCUGCUCUUGUGUGGUUGCUUUUGAAGGCUGUGUGUUAAGUGAAUAAUCGGGCAGGUGCCGCUCAUAGAGGGGCAGAUGAAGAAAGACUGGGGCUGGGAGGGGGGCAAAUGCGGAUAGGUAAAGAAUGACUUGUUCAAAGUGUCUUUUGUUUGGGGCUGAUGGUUUAACUGCGCAUUUUAAGAAAAUUCUGAUGCAGAUAGAUGCCGGCAAGCAAUAAUACGAAGGAUAUUUCCUACAAUGUCCAGUUAGCUUGUGUUCUUUCGUGGAUAAAUUUGUUCGAUUCUAACCGCUUUUUUGAUGGUUUAAUUUACGUGUUUAUUAUUAUUAUUAUUAUUAUUAUUAUUAUUAUUAUUAUUAUUAUUGUUGAUUAAAUGAAGAAUGAUAAAAAUGUAGGGUCAAAAUUAGAUUUGAACAAUUAGAUUUAAAUACAUCUGCAUCAAAUCUGCAAAUGUAUAUAAAGAGCAACUAAGAUAUUAGAAAUACUAUGAAUUCAUUUGGCCUUGCAUCUGCUGUUUGAGUUCUUACCACUGCAGUAGGUGCUGGGGGUGCGGCAAUUAUUGUGACAAAUUUUGACAUUCUUCAUGUGUGGUCUUUAAAAAUGGCCUGGUCGAAGCAGGAAAUGGCCUUGCGCGCUGUGAUCACAAGCUCAGUGCUCCAGCAGUUCUCUCUGACUUUAUUAAUAGUAUUCCAGAUUAAAACAUUUAUAUUAAAAUAAUAUUUUUAAAUGUAUUAUU
Molecule: messenger RNA, 3881 nt
Organism: Labeo rohita (rohu)
Lineage: Eukaryota; Metazoa; Chordata; Actinopteri; Cypriniformes; Cyprinidae
Gene: dlx1a
Product: distal-less homeobox 1a
Exons: 4
Coding region: 852-1610 (252 amino acids)
Biological process (GO): cell differentiation; embryo development; negative regulation of transcription by RNA polymerase II
Molecular function (GO): DNA-binding transcription factor activity, RNA polymerase II-specific; RNA polymerase II cis-regulatory region sequence-specific DNA binding
Source: RefSeq, a predicted model, not a curated record